Macadamia integrifolia is the source of this 1864-nucleotide messenger RNA. RefSeq lists its product as uncharacterized. The coding region runs from base 553 to 1518 and encodes 321 amino acids. Lineage: Eukaryota; Viridiplantae; Streptophyta; Magnoliopsida; Proteales; Proteaceae. The record is from RefSeq and is a predicted model, not a curated record. The transcript has a single exon.
UUCCUUCCAAGUUCUUACGCUCAAAACCCACUUCGAGUUCAUAAGGCUCAUGAAUGCCAAAAGGUUCCGAUCUCAUCCAUCCGAUUCUCAAACGAAUAUCUAACCGUUCGUUUUCCUUCUCUGUCGCUAUAAAAGUCUCUCGGUAAGAGGUGGAAGAUCCAUUUCCCUAACCGUUUCAAAAAUUUCCUCGUGGAUUACGAAUCGAGAUACCAGAAGACGAGACAGAUAGAAGAGGGAGGAGAGAGAGAGAGAGAGAGAGACAGACAGACGGACGGAGAGAAAUUACAUUACCUAACGUAAUUCUGUUCAAAAAUUUCUUCGUUUGAGAACUUCGAAUCUGUUGUUUUACCCUGGAAGAAUAAGGCUUCUAGGGUUUUUAGGGUUUUCCGUAACUCCAAAUCUCCCUCUUUCAGGAAAAAUUCUUUUCCAAUUUAGCAAUCUUAAGCAAGAAGUUGAAUCCAAAAUAUCAUUGUUUGUUUUCAUUUUAGGUUCGUUUGGUACGAUCUUGCUUUCCUAGGCGAGAUCUGGUUAUUGAUUGAGUGUGUUGAUCCGAUGAACGAUCAGUCUCAGAUGAUGAGUCAGUCUCAAAUGUUGAAUCGUAGUUAUGGAAUAUGGCCGCGGCCACCUCCGUUGCCACAGCCGCCUGAAGAUCCUGCUAAGUUUCAGAAUACUUCGCGGCAGGCUUUCUUGGGAACGAAACCUGGAAGGGGCAAUUGGAAAGGAAAAAAGGUCGUUGAUAAACGGAAAGGGCGUAAAGAGAAGGGCGUGGUCAGUGGCAACGCUAUCUUCGGUGGAGUUGGAAGUUAUAAACCCCCAACCCUCCAUGAAUUACAGUCUCGGAACCGAUUAAAAGCUCGUAGGUUCUAUCCGAAGAAGAAGUUCAGUCGUUUUGCUCCAUUUGCCCCGAGGAACACGACCUCUUUUAUAAUUCGAGCCAAGAAAUCUGGUGGGAUUGCUUCACUCGUCUCCCCCUGCCCUGUAACCCCAGCCGUUCUCCCAACUCCGAUGUUUUCACCGUCAAGGGAGGUUCUUGGUGACAUGGCCAAGGAAGAGUGGGGGGUCGAUGGCUAUGGAUCAAUGAAGGGUUUGAUCCGGCUUCGAUCGCCGGGUCAUGAAAUCCGUGAGGAGGUACGUGAUGACGAGGAAGAAGAGGAAGGAGGAGGGUCCAGCGAGAGUGAUGUGGAGGAGCAUGUUGAGGUGGAGAGAAGAUUGGAUCAUGAUUUGAGCCGUUUUGAGAUGAUUUACCCAAACUGUGGCGACGAGCAUGCGAACCUGUUGGAGAAUCGUGUGGAUGAUCAGGACACGCACAUAGCACAGCUGGAGGAGGAGAACCUGACACUGAAGGAGCGGAUUUUCUUGAUGGAGAGAGAGUUAAUGGACUUGAGGAGGAGACUGCAAUGCUUGGAGACGGGAAAUCGAGCGCAGAAUGAAAAUCACCAGGAAGCGUCUGAGAACGUAUCAGAGAAUGAAGGGGGUGGGGAUGUCUGUUCAGAGAAGAGCGUUGGCGACGGUGACUGAUUUUAAUCGUCUCGCGUUGAUGUGAGUCUCUUCUCUGUACAGAUUUUAUCUGGGGAUUCUUAUCUCUUGAUGUUUUCUGCACAAAUUUCUGUAUAUAUGACAUCUUAGGACGUUAGCUUUGUCUACUUUUCUUCCUUCUUCUGUUCUGUUUGUUAAUCUGACCAUGUUCUUAGUAAACUUCUGAACUAUAAUCCUGAUCUGAAAAACGAAAAAGGGUUACACUACUGUGUAGACCAUAGACCCGACCACCUGUUCCUCAGAUGUUACAGAUCUGUUUAUAGCAUUUUAUUAUCCCUGUUUCGAAAGGGCAAGUAAGAAACUUGUAACAAUUGCAGAUCUUGAUUCA